AUGAGUCAGUCUCAGGCUGCAGGAAAUUCGCAUGCGCCUUCCGCUUCAGGAGAAUCCAGCUUCCUGCAGCAGUGGAAUGCGCUGCCUCCCGACCAGCGCGUUGUGCACCUUUAUGCAGUGUCGCGUGAUGGCACAACUGCCGCUCUACCUUUCGUCCCUUCGGGGGACUGGGGCGCCGAUUCCGCGACUCCCGCUUCUGCCGAGGCCGACCGUACUUCGUCUCCUUUAGAGGACAAACUUACCCUGUCUCAGCGUUGUGCUGUUUUGUUCAUUAAUCUGGUCGUAAUCUACGUACUGCGGGAUUUGUUUCGACUCUACAGGCGCCGCAAGAGAGAACAACAGUCAAGCGUGAUCGAGAUGCGAAAUCAGAGGGUACGCAAAUCUCUCAUGGGCCGUGCCUCCGAUGUUAAACGACAGCUGAAACGUAUCGCGGCUGAGCUCUCCGAGCUUGAAGCCACGGAAAGCGAAAUGGAAGCACGACUCUCGCAGCCCUCUGGUACCGAUACCCGCGAAGGAGGGAACGACCCGUUCGCGAAUGGUGAAGACAAGUCAGAGCACGAGGUGGUGGCCAAAAGUGAUGAUUCGAGCUCUGCCUCCCAGAAAGCUGAGCCGCUGGCUGAGGAAGACGAGGCGACGGACCUCGGUCGAAAACGUCUGAUCCGUGAAACUGAGGAUGCAUUGAAGACGCUUCGACACAUACGAGGAGAGCUUUAUGGAGCCCAUGGCGACGCACUUGUGUUGUACAUCGAGGCCUUGUUCCGCAAAGCACAGAAGCUGUUGAGGCGGGCUCGGGGCGAGUCACGGAGAUUCCGCGUACCGGGAAGGCGGGACCCAGACAGCGAUGCGGGAGACGAUCGAGAAAGCAGCGGCGAUGGCAGCAUGGAUUCUGUCUCUCUUGAUCCGCUGCCGAACGUAAGACCGGAUGACUGGGCCUACCGGCAAGAACACGAUGAGUGGGACGGAGGAUACACCGGAGUGGGUGUCAUGCGCGCGGGGGGUGGCCUUCACGCGUUUCAUAACGAGGAUCCAGGAGAGUAUCACGAUGCAGGUACUCCGUACGCUGCGCGUGAAUAUGGACAGCAACGGACUGCAACAAAACAACUGGAGCUCACAAAACUUCGCUCAAUGAAACGGGUGUUGGAACAAAAGGGAAAUGCCCAACUGGAUGUGGAGCCGCUCGUCCGUCCCAAGCGACGCAGGACCAGCGAGAAAGCUAGGCGUUUAUUUGACCUCAUGAAGGAGAAUCCUGGUCUGAUGCCUGGAAAGCUCUUGAAACUCGCCAAUAAAUCAGACUCGGAAGACGAGUCAACGUCAAGGACAUCCUGA
This is a messenger RNA of Neospora caninum, 1326 nucleotides long. RefSeq lists its product as hypothetical. The record is from RefSeq and is a predicted model, not a curated record. The transcript has a single exon. Lineage: Eukaryota; Apicomplexa; Conoidasida; Eucoccidiorida; Sarcocystidae. The coding region runs from base 1 to 1326 and encodes 441 amino acids.